Messenger RNA from Dermacentor silvarum, 3666 nucleotides. RefSeq names its product protein kinase C and casein kinase substrate in neurons protein 1 (gene Synd). Gene Ontology annotation, cellular component: plasma membrane; cytoplasm; endosome. Lineage: Eukaryota; Metazoa; Arthropoda; Arachnida; Ixodida; Ixodidae. The transcript has 12 exons. Gene Ontology annotation, molecular function: phospholipid binding; protein binding. Bases 585 to 2174 code for a protein of 529 amino acids. The record is from RefSeq and is a predicted model, not a curated record. Gene Ontology annotation, biological process: regulation of endocytosis; cytoskeleton organization; plasma membrane tubulation.
CGCCGACUGGCGCCGUCAAUCACGGAGGCAACGCUGGGACGGCGACGCUGCUCGCCGCGCGCUCGCUGCGCUAGCCGCUCGCACCGCCGCCGCCGCCGCCGCCGCGUCCACGCACGCCUCCGGCGCUCGCGCUGCUUGCCGGCCAGAACCGUCGAGCGCGCCGGGCCGCGAACAACGUGCGACAGUCUAUAGUCUGUGUGGUGAAAGUCAAUGUAGUCCUCUUCUGCCCCGUGCUUCGGAGGUGUCCCUCAAGGAACUGUGUACUUGCCCAGCUCCGCUGUCGGAUACGGCAUCAUCCUCCGCGUCAUCGUCGUUAUCCUCGUCCUCCUCCUCGACGCUUUCGCCGUGCGCGGCCCCGACGCGGACGGGGUCGCACGUGCCGGCCGACCUCGAGUGGGUGGCGGUGCGUUUGGCGAGUUGCCUGUCUUCCGUCGUUGCUGUGCCAUGCUCUAGGUGUCCACAUGGCAUCGUGUCUUCAGCGGCUAUCCUGUAGCUGACUUUUUACUAAGGGGCUGGCAAAGCAGAUGUUGCAAGUUCUUCUACUAGGCCAUUGUCGAGAAUAAGAACUGGGGUCGGUGGCCAGCAUGUCUCAGCACAGUGACGAGGCGUUGCUGGUGGCUGGCAGCGACAGCUUCUGGGAGCCCGGCAACUACAAGCGCACCAGCAAGCGCACAGAGGACGGCCACCGGCUGUGCAGCGAGCUGAUACAGCUGGUGCAGGAGCGGUCAGAGGUGGAGAAGGCGUACGCCAAGGGCCUGCGAGCCUGGUCGCGCAAGUGGGCCGAGCAGAUUGACAAGGGCCCCGAGUAUGGCACCACCGAGGCUGCCUGGAAGGGCGCUCUUCUCGAGGCCGACCGGACCUGCGAGAUGCAUCUGCGCGUGCGUGACAAGCUGCUCAACGAAGUUGUUCCACAGAUAAAAACUUGGCAGAAGGAGAAUUACCACCGGUCCAUGAUGCAACUGCGGGAACGGCGAGAGCUGGAUGAGGCAUUCAAAAAAGCCCAGAAGCCCUGGGCAAAGUUGCUCGAUCGGGUGAACAAGGCACGCAGCGACUACCAUGCCGCCUGCAAAGGAGAGCGCUCGGCCACCAACCAGGAGAGGAAUGCUGGCGCGGACAGCUCGCUGUCACCUGACCAGGUGAGGGGAUCCCCUGAUCCGGUGAAGAAGCUUCAGGACCGGGUAGCAAAGUGCAAAGAGGAAGUGCAGCGCACGCGAGAGCGCUAUGAAGCGGCUCUACAGGAGAUAAAUGACUACAAUGCCAAAUACAUGGAGGACAUGACUGUGGUGUUUGAUAAGUGCCAGGAGUUUGAGCAGCGACGCCUGCAGUUCUUCAAGGAUAUGCUGUUUUCCAUCCAUGGCUGCCUCAACAUCUCUACAGACCCAGAGCUUCCACAGAUUUACGAAGAAUACCGGCAUACGAUACAGAAUGCCGAUGCAUCAAAGGAUCUCAAGUGGUGGUCCAACAACCACGGUGUUGGCAUGGCAAUGAACUGGCCUCAGUUUGAAGAGUACUCUGAGGAAUUCCGGGACAUCGUAGGCAAGAGCAGCAAGAAGGCAGCAAUCCCCGAGAGCGGCAUCACCCUUGUCAACCAGCACAAGAUCGGCGAGGAACUGCCUGAGUACACACCUGAGGUGCAGCACAUUCACCGCAAGGAGAAAAAGGGCAUUGACUCUGGCGGCAUCACACUGACAAGCGUGAGCACCCGUGCCGAUGGUGUGGUGGCCAAUGCACCGAAAAACCAGAGCACCAACAAGGCACCCAAGGAGACAGGCACCAACCAUUCCACUGUAGCCACAACCAACAACUCAACACCCACGGCCACCACAAACACGGUGAAAAAGGCUUACAACCCGUUUGAAGAGGACGACGACGAGAAUGAGGUCGACCACCCGAGUGACAUGAAUGGGCGUGCAGGUGAAGCAAACCCAUUUGAGGAGGACCACGAAGAUUGGGAUGAAGAGUCCAACGACGCACUUGUCGACAAUGGCGAGCCGGGUGUGCCUGUUAGAGCGCUGUAUGACUAUGAUGGGGCUGAAGCAGAUGAACUAUCUUUUAAGCAAGGGGACCAGUUUGAAAAGCUAGAGGACGAAGACGAACAGGGCUGGUGCAAAGGCCGUAAGGACGGCCGGGUCGGUCUUUACCCCGCCAACUAUGUUGAAGUCAUCGCCCCCUAGAUGCGUCUCGAGCCGAGACGAAGCGGCUGACCACUCGCGCAACACACCGCGUGCUGCAGCAGUUUGCGAGUCGUUCCUCUUCGGCCCCUGUGCUCUCUCGAGAUGAAAUGAGAUGGAAAAAAGACUGUGUUGUUUUUAUCUUCAACACCCGCAACUGUUGCCACGUGGCACGUCGUCCUCUGGUCCUCUUGUCCACUUCUUCCAGUGUCAGCGCACCAUGUGCAAGCGAGUGGGCUGCACGGACAAAAUGUGGCUGGUGCGUGUGUGAUGCCGGCACACAUUGUUUACGCGUUUGCUGUCUCUCAACGUUUUUGUUUGUUUCAUCACUUCAGAGGAUGUGCUGCACCUGUUGGUGCGUGCUUUUUUUUUUUGUCUGGUGGGCACAGCGUUGCCAGAAGGGACUGUUGUACAGUGGGCGCAACAUGUGUGCGUGUCGUGUGGUUAUGUUGUCGGAAUGUCUGCUGCAAUUAACCCAGAGACAUAGUUGCCACUGUAGUUCUUCUCUCACAUAAUAGAUGUAGACUGAGGAAAGAGACACUUGGCGAUGCGCGCGUGCCACGCAUUGGUCCUCUUGCGCCCGGUAGAUAGCAAUGCCUUCUGUAUUGGCUUUUUUGUGUUGUUACCAUGGCUGGCACGGAAACGUGGUCAGCAUAGAAGCUUUGUACACAUUAGUGGCAUUUAUUUAACUGCGACGACCUCUCCCUCUCUCUGUAGUAAUUGUUUUGGUAUUUUGCACUGAACCCCCCCCCCCCCCCUUGUGUCUGUACAUAAUGUUGCUGUGUCCUUUUGCCUGUCGGCAUGUUGCAAUCACAUGUAAAGAGUUUAACUGAAAAAUGUAGAUUUCAAAGCUAGAAACAGUGUGUUUAUUUUUCUAAGUUAAUGUUUCUUUCUUUUAAAUUUGGCAAUGCUGCGAUUUUGAUGGCUGAUUUGAAUGCAUAGUCUCGCAACACUCUAACACUGCAUUGAUGACCAUUGUUGCUGCUACGGUGAGGCCAUUUUCCGCGGGUUCUUUUAUGUGGAGGUUCUUCCAAGACUAGUUCAAUGCAUUCAGCCAUGAAAAUGUCUUACGAGUACAAGCCCGCUAUAAGCGCCGGCGAGUAUUCUUCGGUUAGCCCAUUGUUCUAGGCAUUGCCCACUCCGAGAAAGCACUUUCAGUGAGGAAGUAUGUCAACACAUUUUUAACAGGUCAUUUUUUUUAUAUCCCUUCUAUAGAAGGGGGCCUCCUGUCAUCGCUAACCAACCAAAUAAUGUUGAUCUUUCAUAGUCAUUUGCUGUAUAGAAACAUACUUUUACUGCUUUGGUUUACUUUUUGCAACCCAACUAUAGCGGGCCAACAGCAUGGUCUCAUUACUUGUGUUGAGGACUGAAUUUGCUGUAGUGAACGGUCAGAUGCCUCUUUUUGUUUGUUUGUUUUCUUCCCAGUUUGCACUGGAAGUGCCUUGUAUGUAUACAUUUUUUUAUAGCACUCUAGUUAUUUUAUGCUGUUUCAUAA